Molecule: messenger RNA, 4510 nt
Organism: Lagopus muta (rock ptarmigan)
Lineage: Eukaryota; Metazoa; Chordata; Aves; Galliformes; Phasianidae
Gene: CYSRT1
Product: cysteine rich tail 1
Exons: 2
Coding region: 3292-3675 (127 amino acids)
Source: RefSeq, a predicted model, not a curated record
GCGCGGUGACUCAGCAUUGCGCUGCUGGUGGGGGCAGUUCUGCUGGGGCGGUUAGGGAAGCAGCCCACGGGGAUGUCGCUGCGUGCCACGCGGGAUUCGGGCUGAGCAAUGUCCUGAGCCGAUGGCACGCUGCCCCCUGGCCCUGCUGCUGGGCCAGCCCCACGCAGCCCACCUGCAGCCCACGGCUCCGUUGCCAGACCUGCUGCCCAGCUCUGCAGAUGAACCCCCACACGCACCUGAGGUCCAAGCCCCGCUGAGCAUCAUCCCGCUUCCUUGGAGCUCUUGCUGUGCCAUGGCUUUAAAGGUGGGCAUUGCUGGGCUCGGCAUGUUGUGCAGCUCUGGGCACCCAACUCAGCAUCAGGAGUGCAGCGUGCAGGGCUGCUCCCUCAGUUUGGAGCAGGGUGCUCACUGUGCUCCUUUGGGUACUGCUGGGCAGACCUUUGGCACCCUCUUGCUCUCUGCCUUUUCCUUCUGGCCAGCUGGCCUCAGGAUUUUGUCUGGUUCUGAGCUUCUCCUCCCUAGUUGCAGUGCCCAUUUCCAGCCAGGGAUCUCUGUACCAGGACUCCGCUGAGCACUCACCACAAUGAAAUCCCUGAGCUGUGGAGUCUGGGGCUGCGCUGGGACCAGAAAUGGGCACCGUGCUUCACACUGCUGCUUUCACAUGAACAGAGCCUAUGCAUUUUCAGCUUUGUCCCCCUGCUGCUGCUGUCCCUUCGAGUGCCACUCUUUGAUCACCACCCCCAUGUGGAAUGGGGCUGCUGCUGUCCCACAUCUUCACGGUGCAAAACAGGGAUUCCCUUUGAUCUUCCCUGUCCUCCAUGUCAUUUUUUGCCUGGUUUCCCACUGGCACUUUUGGAUGCAGACAGCAAGAACCGAUGUGUUCUGCCUGAACUCACAGAGCAAAGGAAAUUGCAGGAAGUGAGUGAGUGUGAGCCAUUUUCUGUUAUUAAUUCCUGUGGCAUCCCUGUGCUGACCCAGCCACGCGGCGUUAUUACACUGCUAUUUGGCAAGUUAAGCAACAGCUCUAUUUAAAAACAAUCACAAAUGCUAUCAGGGAUCCUUCCUGCUGAAUAAAAGUGUGUUGGUGCCAAGGUGCCCGUUGCUUCCCAGUGUCAUACAUCCAUCAUUUCCAAACCUUGAUGCUACAGAUGUAGUGCAAGUUGUAGCACCAAUGGUGCAACCACACAGAUACACACGGUUAUGCCAUAAGAUAACCUGACCUUACAUUUCUUCCCCGUCAGCCCCAUCACCCCACAACAGCUCGAUCCAGUCACACACUCAGCACUUUAUUGCACAUCUGGAUUAACAGUGUGUUCAGCGAUCUGCUCCAACAGGGUUGUUGCUCAUCCAACAGGACAAGUGCCAACAGCCCCGGCGCUGCACACUGCCCCAGCACUGAGCUCCCGGCACACGCUGUGCUCCAUCGUGUCCCCACAGCCACCUGCAUACCUGCCCUGCUGAUGAUUCAUGUCCUGUCUAUUUGUUGCCUGCCACUCUUCUUACGGAAUUUGUUUGUCUGGGCUUUGUACACAUCAACAGCUCAUUCCAAAAUGCAGCCAGCUCCUUGCAAUGACCAGGUUGUGUACAGGUGAAUCACUCAGCACGCUGAUAAUGCACCCAAAAAUGAGCUCACUUCCAGCUUUGCAGAGAGCAGCUGUGUUCAGCUGGGCCCUACCAGGUACCUGGUUGUCUCUUUCCUUCUGCGCAGCCUUGAGCAGCAGUGGGGUCAGGAUAGGACCCCAACUGCACCCAGCUGAAGUGGCGCUGCGGCAAUGGCACAGGGUGAGCCCCAUGCAGUGCAGGGUCAGGGCUGGGCUCCCACAGACGGGUGCUUGCCCAGGGUGAGCCAACACAGCUCUGAAGAAGGAAUGCUGUUGGAACAUUGGCCAAGGAGGCGGUGGAAUUCUUGCUGUGAGCUGCUAUUUCUGCCCUGGUUGCUCUUUGCAGCAGCAGCAGUGCGUGGGCUGGGGGCCAUCAGGCCCUGACCAUUUGUGCACUGUUUGAAUGCAUCUGCAGGGGGGUUGGAAGUGGUUCUUUGUGGGCUUCCAACCCUGUACACAACCCCCAACAUGAGAAAUGAGGUGCUCAGAAUAUCUGCAAAGUUCCCAUAAUGUCCAUGGCUUGUCCCUGUGUUGCCAUGCACCCGGGGGCUGCAGGGACGCUGAACUCUGUACACACAGUCUCUGUGGGUUCCAAAAGCCCCACCAAGAUCCCAGGAGUGAUGAGCAUUAUCUUUAUGCUUGAAUCACACCGUUGGUGCUGCACAUCCACCACGCCUCCCAGUGCCCCCAUGCUUCCCAGUGCUCCAUGGCAGGAUGGGACAGAUGGACAUGAUGAAGGGAAACUGAGGCAAGGGGGUCUAACUGCCAUCACCUCCCUCCUGGCUGUGGUGACCAUGACCUCCCAACUCCCUGCUUGCAGACCGGGUGUGCUCAGCCAUCUGGGGCUCAAGAGCGGUGCUAUGGUUUUUCCAGCUCUUCUGCUGAGAGUCAGUGUAGCAGCCCUGGUGCCUGGACUGCUGUAUGGGAGGGAUGCACUGUGUCAUUGCAGCUGUGACUCUGCUGUCCCCAGCUUUGCUUUGUUUGGGUCCCCAGCAGGGUGUGGGCACAGCCCCAGAUCUGCUAUCAUGCCAGCCCAGCUUGGGCAGCUGGCACCUGCGCACACAGCACUGCAUUGCAUUUCCAGAUCACUUGGGGGUGAAGCUGCACCCGAGGCUUUUGCUUUACCUGUGGGAGCAGUGUGGGUGUGCAGCAGCCUGCCCGGCUCAGCGGCUAUAGGGGAGCAUGGGGCCCCAGGUGCCUGUGCCUUUGCUGUGGUUUGAGCAGGGCUGAGCACAGCGUGCAGCACGCAGAGCUGCAGCACAGGGCUCAGCACAGGAAAAGUGCAGUGAUGCGCAGAGCUGGGACAGGCCGGGGCCUGGGGAGCUGGGAAUUCCCCGGCAGCACAAAUGGGCAGUACCCGACUCCCACAGGAGGGGGCUUCCUCCUGCAUGGCAGUGAUGGCUGUGGGGUGCUCCAGUAACAAGGUGGUUUCCAGGGCUGAUGGGCAUCACCUGGCCUUGGUUUCCACUGCCUCCUUCCUCUUAUUGAUUUCUUCCAUCCUCUAGGUGCUUCCACAGGGUGCAGGGAACAGAGCCGUUACCCCAGGGCCAGCUCCAAGUGAAAGCUGGAAGAGAGAGCUGCAGUCUGGAAGGGGACUUGGCUGCUGGGGGAGCCACCAAGAGCAGCGCUGUGCACAGACUUGCACCAUUGAGGUGGGGACGGAGCGCUGCCAUCAGGCACAGACGGGGACAUGGAUCGCGGUGUUACCCUGAAGAACCCCUACGCCAGCGUGAACAUCCCACGGUCCCAGUUCCAGCAGAGCUUCAUCACUCGCUACCUGGAGGAUGAACCUGCAUCACCCACCGUCAUUGCCAACCCCACCGUCGUGCCUGUGCACAGCACAGAGGAGCAGGCGGGCAGCUGGGACAAGCAGCCCGUUUCCACAGAGAAGUCCUGGUCCCGGCCUCUCAAUCCCUAUGCCAGCAUGAAGAUGCCCAACGGGGAAUCACCCAACUCCUUCUACACUGUCACCCUGGACAAGCCACCCAAGGGCCAAGGGCAUGAAGAUGGCAGGAGGAGCGGCUGCCGCAGGUGCUUCCCCUGCUGCAGAAAGUGCUGCUGUGUCAUCUCCUAAGGGGACAGGUGGGAUGUGCAGGGAUGUGGCCACCUGGUCUGGGCACCCCGAUUCGCUGCCCCAUCGCCUGCUCUGGCUGCUGGGAGGUGAUUUUGUCUGGUUGUCACCCGUGAGCUGUGCAGCCAGAUGCACCAGUGAUGGACACCUGCAGCAUCCUGAGAGCUCAGAAUGGAGCGUGGGGGAGAAGGAUGGAUCUGCUGACCCAACGGAAGCCAAGGAACCCUGGGGACAAUGUGUGCCAAUGUAGAUGCCACUGAGAAAGUGCUCACAAUGGGGAUGGUGCUGAGCUGAGCUUCCCACUGUGCCCUGUCUGGGGAACCAGUGCGGAGUGGUCAGGAAUGCAUCCCUGCCUGGGCUGGGGAUGCCCUGCCCUCUCCCAGCAGUGUCCCCAUGCAAUGUCCCGGAGUGCUGCAGUGAUGAGCUCAGGAGGUACCACCACUCCUUGCCACACCGCUCGCCUGACAGAGGGAAAGAGGCAGGAGAGACAGACAGACAAAGCAGAGCCGAGUGCUGGCAGCACUCUGGAGCAGUGUUGGCACAGUGCAGGUAUUGGGGUGCCAGGACCCUUUGCUGUGCCAUACGAAGCUGCCAGUGCACCAUCCCCAGCCCUCUGCCACUGCUGAGCACUGCGAGCAGUGGGAGCAGGGCCCACUGCCCUCCUUACAGCACGCCAGGGCAGCUCAGCAUUCAGGUCUGGACUGGGGAACAAACCAGCCCUUGUCCUGGGGCAGCUGCGUAAGCACUUGUGGCGGCUGCGGGGAUGGGGCAGGGGCCUGGAAAGAGCGCGGGUGUGAGCGGAUGACUUCAGUGCGCCACAAAUAAAUGACAGCCACCU